AUGGGACUCUUGGUAUUUGUGCGUAAUCUGCUGCUAGCCCUCUGCCUCUUUCUGGUACUGGGAUUUCUGUAUUAUUCUGCGUGGAAGCUACACUUACUCCAGUGGGAGGACUCCAGUAAGUAUAGUCACGCUAGCCCACCCAGGGAGAAGCCUAAAGAAAUGAACUUGUCCUCUUGUGUUGCAGAUUCAGUGGUUCUUUCCUUUGACUCCGCUGGACAAACACUAGGCUCAGAGUAUGACCGGCUAGGCUUUCUCCUGAAGCUGGACUCUAAACUGCCUGCUGAGUUAGCCACCAAGUAUGCAAACUUUUCAGAGGGAGUUUGUAAGCCCGGCUAUGCUUCAGCCUUGAUGACUGCCAUCUUCCCCCGGUUCUCCAAGCCAGCGCCCAUGUUCCUGGAUGACUCCUUCCGCAAGUGGGCCAGGAUCCGGGAGUUUGUGCCACCUUUUGGGAUCAAAGGUCAAGACAAUCUGAUCAAAGCCAUCUUGUCAGUCACCAAAGAGUACCGCCUGACCCCUGCCUUGGACAGCCUCAGCUGCCGUCGCUGCAUCAUCGUGGGUAAUGGUGGUGUCCUUGCCAACAAGUCUCUGGGAUCACGAAUCGAUGACUAUGACAUCGUGGUCAGACUGAACUCAGCACCAGUGAAAGGCUUUGAGAAGGACGUGGGCAGCAAAACAACACUGCGCAUCACCUAUCCUGAGGGCGCCAUGCAGCGACCCGAGCAAUACGAACGAGAUUCUCUCUUUGUCCUCGCUGGCUUCAAGUGGCAGGACUUCAAGUGGUUGAAGUACAUCGUCUACAAGGAAAGAGUGAGUGCAUCAGACGGCUUCUGGAAAUCUGUGGCCACUCGAGUGCCCAAGGAGCCCCCUGAGAUUCGCAUCCUCAACCCCUAUUUCAUCCAGGAGGCAGCCUUCACCCUCAUCGGACUGCCCUUCAACAAUGGCCUCAUGGGCCGGGGGAACAUCCCGACACUUGGCAGUGUGGCAGUAACCAUGGCACUACACGGCUGUGAUGAAGUGGCAGUCGCAGGCUUUGGCUACGACAUGAGCACGCCCAAUGCACCCCUGCACUACUAUGAGACCGUGCGCAUGGCAGCCAUCAAAGAGUCCUGGACGCACAAUAUUCAGCGAGAGAAAGAGUUUCUGCGGAAGCUUGUGAAAGCACGUGUGAUCACUGACCUAACCAGUGGCAUCUGA
Messenger RNA from Orycteropus afer afer, 1194 nucleotides. Lineage: Eukaryota; Metazoa; Chordata; Mammalia; Tubulidentata; Orycteropodidae. The record is from RefSeq and is a predicted model, not a curated record.